UGUUGUUGUUGUUUCAUAAUUUCAUGAUUUGUAUUACUUUCUUCUUUACUACUUCCAGUAUAGUUUAUUUACUAUUGACAACAUUUGACACAAGUACUGCACAACGAAACUACAACCAUGUCAAAUAUAUUUAUACGUCAAUAUUUCUACAUAAAGAUAGUUCAACACAAAUGUUUUCGAAAUUUGUCCCUAUACCUAUUUCCAAGUGGAUGGCGUUAUGUUUUAAGAUAUUCUAAGAUCUGUGCAAUGGCAGGACUGACAACUGGCAGUUACGUCUCAGUCUGUUCCGUCAUAAAAUAUUAGGCUACUUACUUGUCGUUCGUAUAUAUUUUAUUAUUCAACGUUUGAAUUAAGUUAAUGUCAAAAGUAUUGUUGAUUUACUUCAUUCGCGUUCGGAAAUCAUGGAUAUGUUGAAAGGCAAAUACAUUCUAACCAGCGGCGGCCUUUUACAGAACACGUCCGAUUACCUGAAAGACACGAAAAUUCUCAUUUUCUUUUUCUCCGCCUCGUGGGUUAGGACAGACGAUCUCGUUAAAAAUCUGAAGAACCUGUACGAGGAAAAUCAGAACAGGAACGCUGGAAUGGAAAUAAUUUACGUGUCUUCCGACACCGACGAAAAAGCCUUCACGCGGGAUUUUUCCGAACAAGGACCUUGGUGUGCAGUACCGUUCAAAAGCAAUACUUCCGACGAGCUGCGGUGGAAAUUCAACAUAACCUGCCUUCCGCAAGUGAUCGUAGUGAAAACCGACGGGACGAUGAUUUCCAGGAAAGGGAAAGGCGAACUGGAAAAGCUCGGCGUGAAUGUGAUUGUCACUUGGACUGAUUACGUUCAGCGGUGAUAACAACUUGAAUUUAUACACUUUACAAUUCCCAUUGUAGGAAAUCUGUAAGUCAAAAUAAACGACAUCGACUGGGGAUCUUUUA
This is a messenger RNA of Leptinotarsa decemlineata (Colorado potato beetle), 924 nucleotides long. RefSeq names its product nucleoredoxin-like protein 2. The record is from RefSeq and is a predicted model, not a curated record. Lineage: Eukaryota; Metazoa; Arthropoda; Insecta; Coleoptera; Chrysomelidae.